This is a messenger RNA of Xiphophorus hellerii (green swordtail), 1119 nucleotides long. RefSeq names its product macrophage mannose receptor 1-like. The transcript has 6 exons. NCBI's taxonomy places the organism in Eukaryota, Metazoa, Chordata, Actinopteri, Cyprinodontiformes, Poeciliidae. The record is from RefSeq and is a predicted model, not a curated record. Bases 96 to 1055 code for a protein of 319 amino acids.
GCAGACUCUAUACUGCUAAAGUAACAAAAGAUUUGUUCAACAGUUAAUUUAUAGCCACUAUUUUUCUUGAACACUUUGCUCAGAAUACAUAAGCCAUGGGAAAUGUCACAUGUCUUAUAAUACUUGCAGGACUGUGUUCUCUCUGUCUUUGUGUGCAUCAGCAUCAAUAUGUCUUAUUCCACAGUCCAAAAACCUGGACCGAUGCACAGAGUUACUGCAGGGAAACAUGCAUUGACCUGGCCACAAUCGAAGACAUGAAGGAGAUGGAUAUGGCUCUUCAAAGUGUUGGAGAUGACUACAGUGAUGCCGUAUGGAUUGGGUUGCAUAGAGGAAAGGAGCUAACUUGGCAUUGGUCUCUGGCAGACAAAUAUUUCUACAAGGAUGGAGAAAAAAAUUAUAUAAAAUGGAGAAAGCCUUUAAGUGCUGAUAACUGUGCUACUUUCAGUAAUGGAGAACUUUCUACACUCUCCUGUCUUGAAAAUAGACAUUCAGUCUGCUUUGAUAGAACAAAGCAAGGAGCAGCUCAGUAUAUCUUCAAUCCAAAUUUAAUGAAAUGGACCGCCGCUCGAGAUUUCUGCAGAGAAAACUACACAGACCUGGUCAGCCUGAGGAAUGACGCAGAAUACGCGACAGUCCAGGAAGUAGCCAAUGGAACAGCAGUAUUUGUUGGUCUCUCCAGAGACCCGUACGAGUGGUCAGACCUGACUGACUCCUCACUAAGGUACUGGAGGGAAUCCCAACUGGUAAAUACAGAAUAUCAUCAAAACUGUGUUGCAAUGCUGAAGAAUGAAUCUGGCAAAUGGGGAGACAGGAAAUGCACAGAAGUUCAUCCUUUCCUCUGCAAAUGCAUACAAACUAAACUGCAGUUCAUAAAACUGAGGAUCAGCCUGCAGGACUCAAGUUUGGAUCUGAAUGACCCUGCAGUGCAAAACAGCAUCUUGGAACAAAUGAAGCAAAGGCUGGGUGGAAAUGUAAGUGGUGUCAACAAACUUAACUGGAAAAAACACUCAGAUGGAAAAGUUUUCAUCAAGGAAACAGAGGAACACAACCAAUGAGACAAAUACAGCAGGACUGCUAAGAUUCUGACUUGAAGAUGUAAAAGCCCACCAACCAGGAUGG